Phytophthora sojae is the source of this 517-nucleotide messenger RNA. RefSeq lists its product as hypothetical. Gene Ontology annotation, molecular function: structural constituent of ribosome. The record is from RefSeq and is a predicted model, not a curated record. Lineage: Eukaryota; Oomycota; Peronosporomycetes; Peronosporales; Peronosporaceae. Gene Ontology annotation, biological process: translation; endonucleolytic cleavage to generate mature 3'-end of SSU-rRNA from (SSU-rRNA, 5.8S rRNA, LSU-rRNA); endonucleolytic cleavage in ITS1 to separate SSU-rRNA from 5.8S rRNA and LSU-rRNA from tricistronic rRNA transcript (SSU-rRNA, 5.8S rRNA, LSU-rRNA). The coding region runs from base 26 to 265 and encodes 79 amino acids. The transcript has 2 exons. Gene Ontology annotation, cellular component: ribosome; cytosolic small ribosomal subunit.
UCUGACUCUAGACAAGUAACCAAACAUGCAGAACGAGGCCGGCCAGUCGAUCGACAUCUACAUCCCGCGCAAGUGCUCGUGGACCAACCGCAUCCUCGCGGCCAAGGACCACGCCUCUGUGCAGAUCAACGUCGGCCGCGUGAACGCCAACGGCGUCUUCACGGGCGAGUCGGACACCUACGCUCUGGCUGGCUACAUCCGCCACCACGGCGAGGGCGACCAGGCCAUCACGGAGCUGGCCCGCCAGACGGACGCCAAGAACUAAGCGGACCAAGUCGUCAUGAUCGCGCGAGCGGUCGUCAACGUCUAGCAGCCAACGUUCAGAGAGCUGGAGCUUGAUGAAAGUCGUCUUCUGUCGAGGAAGGCGCGCUUGCAAGCCCCAGCAGGGACGGCGGCCAGCGUCGCUUUUGGAGUCGGUUACUUGCGGGUUCGACCUCGCCUUCGCCUUGGUCGGUCGUAGUCUCACUAUUUAACUCUGGUCAACGAACGAGCAAGAACAAAGCAGUUCAACCCCGUC